Molecule: messenger RNA, 2199 nt
Organism: Oryzias latipes (Japanese medaka)
Lineage: Eukaryota; Metazoa; Chordata; Actinopteri; Beloniformes; Adrianichthyidae
Gene: nfil3-6
Product: nuclear factor, interleukin 3 regulated, member 6
Biological process (GO): regulation of DNA-templated transcription; circadian rhythm
Cellular component (GO): nucleus
Molecular function (GO): DNA binding; DNA-binding transcription factor activity
Source: RefSeq, a predicted model, not a curated record
GGCGUCGGGAGCGCGCACACCGACGGGGUCGCGCCGGUUCAGCCGAGGACGGGGUCCGUCCUGAGCUGAACUCCACGUUACAAAUAGGAGCUGUGCCAUUCCAAGUGGAGCAGAGUGGAAGCGCAGCGCGCGCGCCGGAGAUAAUAUUAAGUAACCGCGAGCAGUGAAUGCGCUUUCAUCAGCGCGCCUGGGUCGGAUCCGGACAGACACGGACGGGCUUUCUGAGGUGGAGAGGACGCAAAGGCACCAGCUGAUUUAAGAAGAGAGAGAGGGGGGAAAAACAUCCCACAGGUGGCACUGUUAUCACAAAGAAAGCGCUACAGAGGAAUCUUUCAGCUUCUGCAGGGCAAAAUGUUUGAGGAGGUGUCUCAGGAGCGAAGGCAGCAGGAGGCGGCUGUGCUUCAUCCCAUGGAUUCACCUGCAACUGCAGGAGGAGGAGGAGGAGCGGAAGGAGCAGCAGGAGCUGCUCUGUCCUUCACGGAUGAAAGUGUGUCCCUUCUGACCUCCAGCAGCCUGUUGGCUCGCUCCCUCCUGGGUCGCACCUCAGCCAGCAAACGCAAGGAGAGUCCUGGGAGCUGCAACCGGCGAAAGCGCGAGUUCAUCCCUCACGACAAGAAGGACGAAGGCUACUGGGACAAGAGGAGAAAGAACAACGAGGCAGCCAAGCGUUCGCGGGAGAAACGGCGCGUGAACGACAUGGUCCUGGAGAGUCAGGUGCUGGCCCUGCUGGAGGAGAACGCUCGCCUCAGAGCGGAGCUGCUGGCCCUCAAGUUCCGCUUUGGUCUGGUUAAAGAUCCCUCCAACACACCCAUCCUGCCCCUCACAGCAGCAGCUCCUCAGCACUCUACUCAAACCUUAACUCCUCACUACUACCUCCAUAAGGAAGAUGAAAAUCUGCAAAGCUCCCCUGCAACGCAUCCCAACAACCUGACCACACAGUCGAGGAGCUCAAGGGAGCCUGGGCACGCCUCAGAGGACUCGGGUUUUUCCACACCAGGUGGGUCCAGUGUGGGCAGCCCAGUCUUCUUUGAGGACCGGCUGAACGACCAUGAGAAGUUUUACCCACACAGAGGAGAGGAGCUGGGCUACGACCUCCAUCAUUCACCCGCCGAUGUCCACCACAGUGCAGAGCUCAGCGGAGGCAGGCUGGACCAAGCUGAGUCGAUGAAAAACCUCCCUCACAAGCUCCGCUUCAAGACGCCCGGAAGUGGCGAGGUAGCGGAGGGCGUCUCCGACUGCACCAGCGCCAGGCGCAGCCCCACCUUCUCUGCCGCGGGACGGGAACUUCCAAGAGUGGCCGUCAAAGGAACGAGCGGUGGCGAGGCAGGACCGGCACCCUGCUCAUGGCUCCAGCAGCUGGAAGGAGAGGAGAGCAAAAAGGAGAAACAGUCCCCCCAUUAUCAUGCUUCCACCGCCAGCUACAACCUCCGUUCUCCUCCCACUCAAGGACACAGUGAGGUCCAGGGCGAAAACUCUAUCCUGAAGUCUCAGCUCAGCUCUCUGAGCGAGGAGGUGGCACAGCUAAAGAAGCUUUUUACUGAGCAGCUCAUGGCCAAAAUCAACUGACGACCAAAGCUAUUGUAUGCCAAUAUUUGGACUUUUAAUAAAAAAAAUACUUUUAUUGUUUAAAAAAAAGUGUUUGGUAUUUACCACUAAAGAAACAAGGCUGGACUAUGCAGGCGUUUUCACAGACCUUCAGGUCUGGCUAACCCAGUGGAGGAUUUUAUGUUGGAUCCGUCUGUUCUCACUCUCAUAGUAUCAACCGUUGAAUUUACUGUAAUCUCAGCUCCCUAGCACUGGUGCUGUGAAGCUCUGUUUGCAAAGGUGGGACAUGUGAAAGUGUGUCUCUUUUCUUUACACUGUGACAGCAAAAAAAAACAAAAACAAAAAAAAAAAUUCCACCCCACAAUAACCGAGAACCUCACACCGGAAACCUAACAACCGUCAGACUUAACAGGUUCAGAGGAGAGGGGUACGCUUGUCGGCUUCUCCCUCAGCGUUGGAUCUGAUUUAUGCCAAGCAUGUUGUGAUGUUUCAACACUCUGAUAAAAAAAAAAAUCAACAAAAACAAACACUGUAACUUGUAUCGUUUCAAUCCAGUUUUCUGUCUUAUCAUAUUUGACUGAUUCCUCAUUGUUUGUUGUUGUGUUUGUUGUUGUAUUUUCAUAUUAAUAAAUUAUACAUUUGACAGUUGGAGUA